CCAUGCCCAUUAGCAGUCAUUUCCCACUUCACCCAACCUCCUGCAGCUGUUGUCCUAGGCAGCCUCUAAUCCAUGUUCCAUAUUCAGGCAUCUUCCACUUCCGGUGGUUUCAUGUAAGUGGAGUCAUACACUAUGUGGUCUUUUGUGACUGGCCUAUUUCACCUACCAUAAUGGCUUUUUCUUUUCUUUUUUUUUUUUAAGAUGGAGUCUCACUCUAUCACCCAGGCUGGAGUACAGUGGCGUGACCAUGGCUCAUUGCAGCCUCUGCCUCCUGGGUUGCAGAGAUUCUCCUGCUUCAGCCUCCCAGGUGACUGUGAUUACAAGCAAGUACCAUCACACCCGGCUAACUUUCCUAUUUUGAGUAGAGAUGAGGUUUCACCAUGUUGGCCAGCUGGCCUUGAACUCUUGACCUCAGGUGAUCUACCUGCCUCAGUUUCCCAAAGUGCUGGGAUUACAGGUGUGAACCACCGCACCCAGCUCACCUAGCAUAAUGUUUUUAAUGUUGAUUGCUAUUUCUUUCUUGAAUGGAAAUUUCCCUUUUAAGAAGAAGGAAACCGUUCCUAGAGAUCUCUCAGCAGACUUCUUUUUAAGACUGUUCUAAAUCGAGCGACAUGAUCUAUUCCUAAUCUAGUCACUGGAGACGGAAGAGGAAUGACUGUGAUUCCCUAAAAAAAUCUCUAGAAGAUGAUGGUGUUCUUUAAAACACUUCGAAAUCAUUGGAAGAAAACCACAGCUGGGCUUUGCCUGCUGACCUGGGGAGGCAAUUGGCUCUAUGGAAAACACUGCAUUUGCAAUGGUGUGCCACUUCUUUAAAAGGAUCUGUGAAUUCUUUCGAUUUUCCUGGUACAUUCCUGUGGUGGUUCUUGGAACAAAAGAUCACAGUAUGAGUCUCUACUCACUGUCCAGUGAUAACCUGCUUAGGAGAGCAGCCUGUCAAGAAGCUCAGGUGUUUGGCAAUCAACUCAUUCCUCCCAAUGCACAAGUGAAGAAGGCAACUGUUUUUCUCAAUCCUGCAGCUUGCAAAGGCAAAGCCAGGAAUCUAUUUGAAAAAAAUGCUGCCCCGAUUUUACAUUUAUCCGGCAUGGAUGUGACUAUUGUUAAGACAGAUUAUGAGGGACAAGCCAAGAAACUCCUGGAACUGAUGGAAAACACAGAUGUGAUCAUUGUUGCAGGAGGAGAUGGGACACUGCAGGAGGUUGUUACUGGAGUUCUUCGACGAACAGAUGAGGCUACCUUCAGUAAGAUUCCCAUUGGAUUUAUCCCACUGGGAGAGACCAGCAGUUUGAGUCAUACCCUCUUUGCCGAAAGUGGAAACAAAGUCCAACAUAUUACUGAUGCCACGCUUGCCAUUGUGAAAGGAGAGACAGUUCCACUUGAUGUCUUGCGGAUCAAGGGUGAAAAGGAACAGCCUGUGUUUGCAAUGACCGGCCUUCGAUGGGGAUCCUUCAGAGAUGCUGGCGUCAAAGUUAGCAAGUACUGGUAUCUUGGUCCUCUAAAAACCAAAGCAGCCCACUUUUUCAGCACUCUUAAGGAGUGGCCUCAGACUCAUCAAGCCUCUAUCUCGUACACGGGACCUACAGAGAGACCUCCCAGUGAACCAGAGGAGACACCUGUACAAAGGCCUUCUUUGUACAGGAGAAUAUUACGAAGGCUUGCAUCCUUCUGGGCACAACCACAGGAUGCCCUUUCCCAAGAGGUGAGCCCAGAGGUCUGGAAAGAUGUGCAGCUGUCCACAAUUGAACUGUCCAUCACAACACGGAACAAUCAGCUUGACCUGACGAGCAAAGAAGAUUUUAUGAACAUCUGCAUUGAACCUGACUCCAUCAGCAAAGGAGACUUUAUAACUAUAGGAAGUCGAAAGGUGAGGAACCCCAAGCUGCAUGCUGAGGGCACGGAGUGUCUCCAAGCCAGCCAGUGCACUUUGCUUGUCCCCGAGGGAGCCGGGGGCUCUUUUAGCAUCGACAGUGAGGAGUAUGAAGCAAUGCCUGUGGAGGUGAAACUGCUCCCCAGAAAGCUGCAGUUCUUCUGUGAUCCUAGGAAGAGAGAGAUGCUGGGAAGCCCCACCCAGUGAGCAGGCAGAAGAUAAGUGCUCUGUGACCACACUUUAGGCCACCGGUGGGACCGAAAGGAAACAGGUGCCUCAACCAUCCCAACAGUGUUGUCAGAGGGUCCCAAGGGCAUUUUCAGGCAAGUACCCCUCUACCCUCUCCAGCAGUGCUUCCCAGUGUGCCCUGUCACCUGCUUUGCAAUCGGCUUUGUUAGCGCAUGUUUUAUUUUGGUGUGAUGGUCGACCCUCCUAAACACGAACUUUCCUCAGGCUGGUUCAAGAUGGAAAAAGACUUUCUUCUGAUUUCUUCUGAAGUGCAACCACAGUGGAGGGCCCACAGUGGGCUUAGCCUGCCUAAGCCCCAUUCUUGUUCUGCUCUUUGACCGUGCUAGUAAUUCCGGGGAAAGUGCCUUACUUCCCUGGUGACCCUUUCCUACUUCUAGGCUCUUCCAUGGGUGCUGCUAUUUUGUGAGCUCCGGCUUCUGUUUAGCUUUUAUUUCAGUUCUCUAUCCUCAGUCCAGAAAUGUAUGUGAGGUUGUUUCCACCUCCAGCCAUGGCUACAAUACUGUAAAAUGCUAGUUUUUAUUUUUUUAAGUAGUGCUUCCUAAACGGUUUGCAUGAGAGCCACCUGGGAUGCAUGUUGAAAAUUUAUUUGGGGUCCACCCCAAACCCAAUAACCCAAUUUGGGGAAGGGGCCCAGGAGUGUGCAUUUUUUAAAAGUUGGCCACCCUUCCCAGGUGAUUCUGUAAGUUGUCCCUCAACCAUACUUGGAGAAAUAAUAGUGUUUUAAAAAACAGUGGUCCACAAAGUAUUCUGCUCAUGUGCCCCCAAAAGUAUUCUGAAAAAUCAUGUAUCCCCUCACCCAUCUAAGUUGCCAUCUAAAAAUUUUCAUGGGAAGUUAAAUAGUUGACAAAGUAUGUAUUUGCUGGUGUUGUGUAAAUAUUGUUAUUUUAAAAUAAAAACUGUUAUAUCACUAUUUUAAACAUAUCCAGUACCAUUUAAAUAUCAACAAUUUGACACCCUUCAUUCAUUAUAAAAAUAAAUGAGCUAGUUUUUUAUAGUUGAACAUUUUAAAUUGGCUUUUCUCCUUCUGUAUUUCCAUACCACUUUCAGCCAAGAGUCCUGUCAUAAUGUAAUCUAGGAUGCCUGACAUCUUUUAACGUAAUCUAUUCAUCAUUCACCCCAUUAUCUUCUUGUCAACAAAAAAUAUAAAUGGAAGUUUUUUUAGUUCUUCUGUUAUUUAGGUCCAGAACAAAUGUUAUCAUUAUUGGUAUAUAAUGAAAAUAUUAAUUCUGAUGAUUAAAAGUUGUUUUAUUAGAAUGUUCCUUAACCUAAUUAGUUCAUUUGUCCAAGAGUACAUGAAUGUUAUUUACAGCUGAGAUGGGGUUCAACCUCAGUUGUAUUCCUUGUUUCAUUUCUUUAUAGACGUAAGCACGUAAAUUCUAUGGGAAUAGAAAGAAGUAUGUUACCAA
This is a messenger RNA of Callithrix jacchus (white-tufted-ear marmoset), 3519 nucleotides long. Lineage: Eukaryota; Metazoa; Chordata; Mammalia; Primates; Cebidae. The record is from RefSeq and is a predicted model, not a curated record.